UAUUGUUUUUUUGUCAAUUUUAUGGAGUUCCUGAGAAGGGCUUUUCUAUUUAUUCAAGAAUUUUUUUUUUGUCACGAUCAGGAACAAGAGGAGUCACCAUAUUCCAAUGAGCAGCCAGUUCACAAAUUGUCAAAAAAGGAAAUGGCUGAUCGCCUAGAAAAAAUUCUUAAAAAGGAAAGUGGCGAUGAUGGCUAAAGCUACUACUUGGAGGGUAAUCUUUCUUUUUCUGAUGUUUCCUGACGUACUGGAGUGAUAACAUUUGAAUUUCUCUUACAUUCUACGUUCCCGAAACGGAUCCUAUCAAAUAUUUCACAUUUUCUAUGAUUAUCUCUAUUUCAGGUAUUCGGGGAAUCCUCCUUAAUAGACGAAAUAUUCCUAUUAUGUCAAUGCCAAUUGAAUCAAUGUUAUUAGCUGUGAAUUCGAACUUUUUGGUAUUUUCUGUUUCUUCGGAUGAUAUGAUGGGUCAAUCAUUUGCUUCAUUGGUUCCAACGGUGGCAGCUGCGGAAUCUGCUAUUGGGUUAGCUAUUUUCGUUAUUACUUUCCGAGUCCGAGGGACUAUUGCUGUAGAAUCUAUUAAUAGCAUUCAAGGGUCAGGGCCUUUCUCGCUGGGCGAAUUGAGUUCGCAGGCUAGAAAGAUGCUAUUUGCUGCUAUUCUAUCUAUUUGUGCAUCAAGUUCGAAGAAAAUCUUAAUUUAUAAUGAAGAAAUGAUAGUAGCUCGUUGUUUUAUAGGCUUUAUCAUAUUCAGUCGGAAGAGUUUAGGUAAUACUUUAAAAAUGACUCUCGACGGGAGAAUCCAGGCUAUUCAGGAAGAAUCGCAGCAAUUCCCCAAUCCUAACGAAGUAGUUCCUCCGGAAUCCAAUGAACAACAACGAUUACUUAGGAACAGCUUGCGAAUUUGUGGCACCGUAGUAGAAUCAUUACCAAUGGCACGCUGUGCGCCUAAGUGCGAAAAGACAGUGCAAGCUUUGUUAUGCCGAAACCUAAAUGUUAAGUCAGCAACACUUCCAAAUGCCACUUCUUCCCGUCGCAUCCGUCUUCAGGACGAUAUAGCCAGAAGGUUUCACGUCUUAGUGGGGAAAAGAUUUAGCCCCUGGUGUAUCUCGAAAGCAGAAAGAGUAGAACUCAUUCGAGAGAGCUUGGUGGUCUUAAGAAUGGUUCGGGUGGGGGAUUCUUCUAAAAUAAAGUGAAAAUGCCAUGGAAGAUUCUCUUUUUCAUGUUUGGUCUGGAUAUGGAUAGUCUAGUACUGACUAUGCAUAGGACUACUAAGGUGAAAAGACAGGAUGUAUUCCGACGAAAUGCUAUGGAUUCUAGGCGGACUAUAAUGAGGAGGACGACAGAC
Molecule: messenger RNA, 1339 nt
Organism: Ipomoea triloba (trilobed morning glory)
Lineage: Eukaryota; Viridiplantae; Streptophyta; Magnoliopsida; Solanales; Convolvulaceae
Product: ATP synthase protein MI25-like
Exons: 3
Coding region: 321-1187 (288 amino acids)
Biological process (GO): proton motive force-driven ATP synthesis
Molecular function (GO): proton transmembrane transporter activity
Source: RefSeq, a predicted model, not a curated record